Patella vulgata (common limpet) is the source of this 5422-nucleotide messenger RNA. Its product is annotated as BTB/POZ domain-containing protein KCTD5. Gene Ontology annotation, molecular function: cullin family protein binding. The record is from RefSeq and is a predicted model, not a curated record. Gene Ontology annotation, cellular component: Cul3-RING ubiquitin ligase complex; cytoplasm. The transcript is spliced from 6 exons. NCBI's taxonomy places the organism in Eukaryota, Metazoa, Mollusca, Gastropoda, Patellidae. Gene Ontology annotation, biological process: proteasome-mediated ubiquitin-dependent protein catabolic process; protein homooligomerization. The coding region runs from base 246 to 905 and encodes 219 amino acids.
UCGCUAAAACUCGUUCACGACGAGAUACAGUUGGAUAAGGGACACAAGCCAGGGAUGUUCAAAAUCUGAAAUGACUGUGAAGUAUUAUGAGCGAAAUAUUAGUGAGACCGUUCUUAAUAUAUCAUAGAUAGAUAGCCAUAUGUCUCAUUAAUUAAGUGUCGAUAUUUUUACAAACACAAGCUUUGACUCGAAAGACUAAAGCCACCGCAUAACUGAAACCAUCGGCAUAUUCACCUGCUCUUGAGAUGUCAACUAAAAAAAUGGAAAUAAAACAGGGGGAAACCAGCAAUGGACAUGAGGAAAAAAAUAAAUGCAGGAAAAAGGCAUGGGUUAAAUUGAACGUAGGUGGAACAGUAUUUUUGACAACAAGAACAACCCUAGAGAGAGACCCUCAAUCUUUUCUAAAUAGAUUAGUUCAAGAUGAUGCUGAUAAUGGGUUAAAUACAGACAAGGAUGAAAAUGGAGCCUAUCUUAUUGAUAGAGAUCCUACAUAUUUUGGACCAGUACUGAAUUACUUACGCCAUGGCAAGCUGGUUUUAAACAAAGACUUGGCAGAAGAAGGAGUUCUGGAAGAAGCAGAGUUCUAUAAUAUUACUGAUUUGAUCAAAAUGAUCAAAGCAAGAAUUGCUGAUAGAAAUGCAAAACAAAGUCAGGCAUAUAUGAAGAAUGUGUAUAGAGUUUUACAAUGUUCAGAGGAAGAGCUAACUCAGAUGGUUUCAACAAUGUCAGAUGGCUGGAAAUUUGAACAGCUAAUUAAUAUUGGAUCUCAGUAUAAUUAUGGUUCCGAAGAUCAUGCUGAAUUUCUGUGUGUUGUCUCUAAGGAAUGCCCGAGUAUAGUUAAUGGUCAAGAAAACGAACCGUCUGACAGAGCAAAAGUGUUACAACAGAAAGGAUCAAGAAUGUGAUUUUCUUAAUGUAGCAUUUGUUCCAGCAGUUUGUCAUGUAUUUAAUUUCAUGCAUCGUUUUGUUUUUUUAAGAUCAUAGAAACUUUGCAAUCUCUCUCUACAGUCUACUCAAUGUAUCUAUAAUAUAUAACUGCCCACAUUCACACAAUUUCAUUGUUUUAUGUCUCUGCAUUAUAUUCCAAUUCAUGAUGUAUAUUUUUUUUGUACUGUUUUUUUCUCCUUUGUGAAUUCAGUGCUAAGUAUUUGAGAGUAUUAUGUCAACAUUUAAUUACUUAUUGAAAGCUUAUAAAUGUUAAAGUUAGUUAGCAAAACUUAUUGUGUGAAUGUUCAAACCCCAUGAAAAUGAAUACUCUUCACCUGACUUAUUAUGUUGUAGAUUAUAAACAAGAAGCCUGUUAAAAAAUAUUCUUUAUUUAAAUUACAUGAAUGUAUUAAAAUAGUAUUAUUUAUGUUCUAAUUAGAAGAAAACAUUAUAGGGUUUUCCAGUGAAUGAAAUCUGAUAGAAAUUCAAGUAUGUGAGAAAAAAAAAAGAAUGUGUUAAGUUAUUCACUAACAAUAUGUUAACAGUGAAUUUACAAAACUUAACAGCUUUUUCAUUUGAGUAAACUGGUUUUAACAUUUUUUGAACACAAUUAUACUUCUGUUUGACUGUGACUUUGUGGUAAAUCUAUCUUGUAAGUGUCUACACAUGAUUUAUGCGCAAAAUGUUUGGACUUUAUGCUUGUCCCCGACUUUCGAAGAAAAAAGGGAACCCAUUAAAAUGGGUCUGUCUGUCACACUUUUUGGAACACGAUAACUCUCCUUCUAAUUGAGCUAGGAUGUUCUAACUUCAUGUAGGUGAAUGCCUUGAUGGAGAGUUCAAAGAUGAGCAUUUUCUGCUUAGGCUAUGCAGAGAUAAGCAAUUUGAUUGGUUGAUGCUAUGGGAAACAAAAACUUGGUUCUAAUUAAGUGAGAGUGAUGAAACUUGGUGUAUAGUUUCAUUAUAUCAAUACCAUGACUGAUUAAGUUCGAUAAUGACCAUUUUCUGCUCAGGGUAAACAGAUCAAUAAGCAAUAGAUUGGUCAAGACAUUGGAACAUAACAACUCUGCUUUUAAUUGAGGAAGAAUGUUUAAGCUUGGUGUAGAUGUUCAUUUGGUGAAUGUCUUGACUGAGUUCAAUGAUUAACAUUUUCAUCUAAAGCUAAGCAGAACUAAGCAAUGAUCUAUGCUUUGGAACAAGACAACUUUGAUUCUGAGUGAGAAUGGUGAAACUUUGUGUAUAGUUUUACUACCAGGUACUUCAAAACCUUGACUGAGUUUUAUCAUGAACAUUUUCUGCUUAAUAGACUAGGUAUCGACAAUCAGUUUCAUUGCUCAAUUUUUUUCAAGAAGAUAGAUGUGCAAUUAAUUAAUAUGUGUCAUCUAUUUAUUUUGGGAUUGCGGCGAGGGACAUCAGCCUCAUUUUUUACUUUUUGAUACUGCAAUCAGCCUACCUGUACGGAUUAUAUUGAUAAAUCAGUUAAUUAAUAAAUGAAAUUUAUUAAAUAAACAAAACAUGCAGUGAAGAUGGAAAUUUUCAUUUUACAUGGAUAUGAUUUAUUUUUUUUUUUUUUUUUUUUUUUUAUAAAUCUUUCGGAAGUAUAUCAUACCAAAACAAUAAAAGUUGUAAUUGGAUGAAUUCACAAAUCAAAUCUUAUAAGUUAAAUUAAAUAUGUACUGUAAUGUAACAAUAUAAUUGUGUAAUUAGGUUGUGUAAUUAGUUUCAUUUAGAAACAAAAUAUGAGACAACAAUGUAAUUCAAAGUUUAUCACAAAAAAGGAUUUUUUUUAAAUUUUUAGUCAACUUCAGAUAUUAUUUAUUUAUACUUAAAAUAAUAUUUAGCUUGAAUGCUUGAAUGUAAAGAAAAGGCUAUUUACUUAAUAAACUAUUAUGUUUCAUGCUUUGUGAAUGAAAUAGAGUAAGUGAUGUUGUAUAGUCCGUAUGACAACCCUUCUUCUCUAUAUCCAUUAUGUGUUGGUUAAAGCACAUGAUGUAAUGUAUGUACUGUAUUUAUGUAGGUAAUUAAAUUGCUUAUUUAUGUAGAUAAUUGUUUUUAAUAUAUGUUCUUGUGAAUGUUUAUAAUGUAUUUUAUUAGAAAAAAUCAUUGUCAUAGUGCUGUGAAAAUAAUUUAUAUACUUUCUGUUAUUUUGAAUAUACUCAAUAUUCAGACUUGCAGGUAGAAAACCAAAAAGAUACAAAUGUAGUAGAGAGUCUUUUAAAAUAGUUAUAUUUGCCAUCUAUACAAGAUGCAUUUAGAUAUUUAUUGUUUUACAUGUGUCUACUUAUCUGUCUGUAUUAAUAACAUUCUUUUAUAUUUGUAAGUCUGUAAUAUUUAUUUCUAGAUCUGAUUUAUUCUCACCUCAUCAUGCCCAGAUUAUUGGGCCAGAAAAAUAAAAAUAAAUUUAAAUCGCUGACCCUGUAUCCAUGUAGGUAUGAAAAUAUUAAUUUAUUAGUUCAAUUAGUUCUAUCCAAUCUAUUAAUUAAAAUAAUAUUCUGGUAGGAAUCUUUUUUUUGUUAUAAACUAUUUUAGAACUAAGUGUACCAAAGAUGUCUCUUGAUCAUGUUAUCUGUAACUUACUUUUAUAUCAUCUGUAUGUCUACAACCAUAAUUUACUCAAAAACACAUCUUUUAUCCAACAUUAUCUUUAUUUCCUUUCUCAAAAUUGUGACCUGAAGACAAAUCUGACAUGAAAUGAAUUACAACCCUGAUUAUUUGUAAUUUUAGCAUAAAUAUCAUACUUGUAAUUAUGCAGAAGCUGUAUUAAUUUUUCUUCUGAUCAAAUGUGAACGAAUAUAGUGCAAUAUGUUGAAAUGAGAAGAAUUAAUCAAUUAUAAAUAUUGUUAAAAUUCUACUUUUUAAAGUGUGAAGAAAAAUUAUGUAUAAGAUAUCCCUUAAUCUAUAACUUGCAUUUUUCAGACAAGGUCUAAUAUUGUAUGGCUUAAUCCAUACUGGCAAUGUGCCAAUUGUUCAUUAUUUAUACUAUAUGAAAUACGAAAUAGUACUUUUAAGUUGUUUAACAUCCUUGUCCAGUAUCAAUAUACUUAAAGGGACAAUAACACUCUUGCUGGCUUGAAAGCUCCAGAAAAUAAAUAAUAUCUCUAUCUAAGUACUAGAUGUUUAAGUGUCCUACCUGUUGUGUAAAUUAUCCAUUACAUCCUAUUUUACUUGUCCAGAGGGUUCGAAAAUAUUUUUAAAUUGAAGUUUCAUUUGAAAAGGUUUACGUUAGACGUUUCAAACCAUUAUGUUGGAUUUUUCAAAACUUUUAAAUAAGGUGUGUUAAGAUGAAAUUUGUAUCAUCAAUUAAUUGAAAUAUUGUAAAAUAGUACAAUUUGUUGACCAGAAUAAAGAUUGGGACAUAUUAUUCAGUUACAACAAGAGUGGUAUUGAGCCUUUAAUGUUUAACUUUCGACCAUUUAACCAGACAUAAUGUACUCAAAUGGAGUAUUUCACAUAUAAUUAUAUAAACAGUAGAUAAUCUUCGUACUUGAAUUCAGUCCAAUUAAUAACAACCCCAUCAAAAGAUUUACGGUAUCCAUAACUUAUAGGUGGCAUUGGCUUGUUAAUAUUGUCUGCAGAGAAUGCUGAUUUUUUUUUUUUAAUAAAUACUGAACGGGAAUUAUACCAUUCUGUGACUGAUAUUCCUUUUAGAAAUUCAACUCUCACAAUAUUGUAAUUCAAACAGGAUUUAAAAUUCAUCAAUGGAUGACCAGUGGCUUUAAAAAAGAUAUUUUCAUUUAUACAACAAUGCAUACCUCUUCUAUGUCUGUACCUUAAAAGAAUGCUCAAAUAUGUGAUUGUCAUUGCAAGAAGAAACAAAUGACAAUCAUGAAAUAUUUUUUCACUGAAUAUAAAAUAUAAUUUCAUAUUGUGAAGUGUCACUAAAACCAAACAUACCCACACUAUUUUUAUUUACUUCACUAGUCCAUCUGAAAAUCGCUCCUCCUAGUCAAAUUUAGUAAAACUUUUCAUACUAAAAUGAUAUCCUGUAUUUUCAUCACCAUUCCAGUUUCAGAAACCCAGUUUUUAUGUUUUGUGACAUAGACGCUAUUCAUUUGUGGAAUACAGAAGCUAAAUUUCAUGUUAACAGUUAUUAUUCCUUGUAAUCCAACAGUCAUUUUAACACAACAUAUAUAAACCUUAUAACUCCUGAUGGAAAAAUUCUCUUUGAAAGGUGUAUAUGUACAGUGUAUGCUAUCUUUAUACGAAACAAGCUAGGAUCAUAGUUCUUAACCCUCAUGUUCUAUGCCAAAAUAUGUUACGACUUGUAAGAUUCAUGCAUGUUUUCUAUCCUACUUCCAUUGUGUCUCUGUUUCACAAAUUUAUUCAGGGUUUUUUUUUUUAAAGUGAAAAUAUAAACUAUAUGAAAUAAAUGAAUUGUUUUGGUACAACACCUUAUUUAUUAUUAUGUGUUGUCAAAUUUAUUAUUGUGAAAUUGUAUGAUUACUAUUAUUAAUCAGUUAACUGAAUUUAGUAUGUACAUAAAUAAAAUAUUAAUAUU